Messenger RNA from Exophiala spinifera, 1755 nucleotides. RefSeq lists its product as uncharacterized. Gene Ontology annotation, molecular function: myo-inositol:proton symporter activity. Gene Ontology annotation, biological process: transmembrane transport. Lineage: Eukaryota; Fungi; Ascomycota; Eurotiomycetes; Chaetothyriales; Herpotrichiellaceae. Gene Ontology annotation, cellular component: membrane. The record is from RefSeq and is a predicted model, not a curated record. The transcript has 2 exons. The coding region runs from base 1 to 1755 and encodes 584 amino acids.
AUGGUCGCCUCCGAGAAGCCCGAGGUCGACGGCUCGAACCUGUCACACCUCGAAAAUGAAAAGAUUGAUCAUCCGUCGCGGCCUGGGACCACACGGCAAAUGUCCAUGGCAUCCCGCCGACUCAGCGAGGCGCAGGCAAUGAGACUCGCCAACGAAGCCUCGAUUGUGGACGAAGAGAUUGCCGAGUUCGAAGCGGCGUUGCAGGAAACCCCUAUCAAGAGCACGUUCCUCAACCCCCUGAUAUCGUUCAACGACCCACGCCACUUCACCUGGCUCCUUGUCGGGUUCGCCUCGAUGGGCGGCAUGCUGUCGGGUCUGGACCAGAGUGUCAUCUCCGGCGCGCUGCUGUACAUGCCUGAUGACCUCCAUCUGGACUCGUCGCAGGUCAGCUUGACCAGCUCGGCGGUUCCCCUGGGAGCCAUCGGCGGCGCGCUCAUCCUGGGCCCGACCAACGAACUCGUCGGGCGCAAGAUGGCCAUCAUCAUCUCGCUCAUCCUCUACACCAUCGGCGCCGCCCUGGAGGCCGGGGCCCAGAACUUCGGCAUGAUCGUCGCGGCCCGUGUCAUCUUGGGUAUGGGCCUCGGUCUCGAAGGCGGCACUGUCCCCGUCUACGUCGCCGAGUCCGUCGAGAAGAAGUAUCGUGGCAACCUGGUCAGUCUGUACCAGCUCAUGAUCGCCUUCGGCGAGGUCAUCGGAUACGUCGUGGCGGCCAUCUUCGUCAACGUGCAACCGGGCGGCUGGCGGUACAUGCUCGGCUCGUCGCUCGUCUUUAGCACCAUCAUGUUGAUCGGAAUGUUCUGGAUGCCCGAGUCACCUAGAAUGCUGAUGCACAAGGGCAAAACUCUCGAGGCCUAUGCCGUGUGGAAGCGCAUUCGAGGCCUCGAAAAGGAGGAGGACCGCAAGGAGUUUUUCAUCAUGCACCACGCUCUGGACCACGAAGUCCGCGAGGGCGUGUCGAAGCGCAAGAGGUUCGUCUGGCUUGACUUCUUCACUGUGCCACGCGCGAGACGGUCAAUUGUGUAUGCCAACAUCAUGAUCGCCCUGGGUCAGUUGACCGGUAUCAAUGCCAUUAUGUACUAUAUGAGCACCUUGAUGUCACAGAUUGGCUUCGACAGGAAGCAAUCAGUCUUCAUGUCUCUUGUGGGCGGAGGGGCGCUGCUCCUCGGUACCAUCCCAGGUGUCCUCUUCAUGGAAAAGUACGGCCGUCGGUUCUGGGCCAACAUGAUGCUGCCGUGUUUCUUCGUCGGCCUCAUCCUGGUCGGCGUCUCUUACCACAUGACCAGCCUCACCGGAACCGAAGGCAUGUAUCUGACGGGUAUCAUCCUGUACAACGGCUUCUUCGGAUCGUACGCCUGUCUGACCUGGGUCUUGCCAUCCGAGGUCUUCCCGACAUACCUCAGAUCCUAUGGCAUGGAGUCGACCGACGUCAAUCUGUUCUUCUGCAGCUGGCUGGUCACAUAUUUCUUCACCGACAUGCAGAAGGCCAUGACCAAGACCGGUUUGACCCUGGGCUUCUACGGUGGAAUCGCCGUGCUGGGAUGGAUUUACCAGAUCCUGUUCAUGCCCGAGACCAAGAACAAGACUCUCGAAGAGAUCGACUUAAUCUUCAGCCAGCCUACCAGUGAACUUGUGAAGCAGAAUCUGCGCAACACAACGAGCACCCUGAGUGACAUUGCUCACUUUAGGUUUGGAAAGGUCUUCGCCCCAGCCGAGGAGAGUCAUGCUGGGGAAGAAGUUCACGAGGCCAAGGUGUAA